Sodiomyces alkalinus F11 is the source of this 2094-nucleotide messenger RNA. RefSeq lists its product as hypothetical. Gene Ontology annotation, biological process: positive regulation of transcription by RNA polymerase II. NCBI's taxonomy places the organism in Eukaryota, Fungi, Ascomycota, Sordariomycetes, Glomerellales, Plectosphaerellaceae. The record is from RefSeq and is a predicted model, not a curated record. The coding region runs from base 1 to 2094 and encodes 697 amino acids. Gene Ontology annotation, molecular function: transcription cis-regulatory region binding; zinc ion binding; DNA-binding transcription factor activity, RNA polymerase II-specific. The transcript is spliced from 2 exons. Gene Ontology annotation, cellular component: nucleus.
AUGGCAGUGUCACAAUCUACCAAGGCCAAGACGGCCGCAAAACCCAGCAAUGGGAAUCCCAAAGCGAAGACUCAGAUGCACCGCCGGUCAAGAACAGGAUGCUACACCUGCAGACUGCGGAGGAAGAAGUGCGACGAAGGCGCCCCCAUGUGCACGGCUUGCAAGCACCUCGGCCUGCAGUGCGAGUAUAAGCGGCCCAUGUGGUGGAGCAACAACGAUGCGCGCCGCCAGCACAAGGACGACAUCAAGGUGAUCAUCAAGCGCAAGAAGCUCUCGGAGAAGACGCCGCACACUUCUCACACUUCUCACACCUCUCACACCUCUCACACCUCUCACACCACCAUCCAAACCUCCAUCCACUCCCCGCCGGGCCUGUCGCAUUCGCAACCGACGUCGGCCACCUUCUCCGAUCCCCUCGACCGCACCCGAUCCGCUUCGAUCGACUCUCACUUCUCCACAGCUUUCAACUUCAACAGCCCACCCGGCGUGGUCGGGGACUUUGGCUUCAAUGCCCAGAUGCACCCGGACUUCAUGUUCGGCGCCUUCCCUUCGCCGUACGAGAUUGACGUCAAGACGGAGAGGCAAGUGUUCAUGAACGACGUGCCGACCCUCCGGGAGUCGCACAUCUCCACAUUCAGCACCUUCCACGCACCGCCGCCACCAGGUACUACCCUCCUGCCGUCGACACUACCGUUUGAAGGGGGUGAGUGGACCGAGCAGGUGUAUUCGGAGCGCAAGGAAUCGCUCAGCGAGGAGACGCUGAACGUCAACUUCUUCGACUUCUCACACGGACCCUCGAUGCCGAACCGACAAGUGGCCAUUGAGCUCGAUGAGAACGACCAGCGGCUACUCGACCACUUUGUCCAGUUCGUCCUGCCCAGCAUCUUCCCGAUUCUCGAGUCCAACCAACACGGCUCGGUGGCAUCCGACCUCAUCCUCCCGGCGCUCCAGAGCAACCAGGGCUACUUGCACUGCUGCCUGAGCAUCGCGGCCCAGCACUUCAAGGCGACGAUGAACCUGCAGGGCGAGGAGAUGGACGCAGACAUCAUGCGCCACCGUUACGCGACCAUCUCGGCGCUGUGCGACGCGCUGAACCAGGACGAGAACCACCAGCAGAUCCUCGAGGCGGCGCUCGGCCUCAUCUUCUUCCAAUGCGUCGUCGGCCGCUACGACGACGCGCUCCCCGACAUUCCGUGGCACCAGCACUUCCAGGCGGCCAUCAGCCUGGUGCAGAAGCUGGACCUGCCGCGGCUGGUCUCCGACCCGGAAGAGGCGCCGGCGCAGACCCCGUUCAACAUGACCUUGACGGCGUGGAUCGACAUCCUCGGCGCCACCAUGCAGGGCCAGGCGCCGACGUUCGCCCACACGUACCGGGAGAAGCACCUGUCGGCCACGAACCCCAGCCUGGGGCUGCGCGAGCUCAUGGGGUGCGAGGACCGCGUCAUGUACCUCAUCUCGGAGAUCGCCUGCCUCGACGCGCUCAAGCGCGACGGCAUGGACGAGAUCACGCUGUGCCAGCACGUGCACGCGCUGGGCGAGCAGAUCGGGCACACCGAGGUCGGGUGCGACACGACGCCCAAGAUGCCCUUCACGUCGUCCGGGGCGCUGUCGCCCAAGCAGCUGUCGCGCAACAUCACCAUGGCCUUCCGGCUCGCGGCGCGCAUCUACCUCUGCAGCCUCGUGCCGGGCUUCAACCCGGGCCAGCCGUCGUGCAUCGGGCUCGUCGACAAGCUGACGACGGUGCUGCAGCACAUCCCCUCCGGGCCGGGCGGGUUCGACCGCAGCCUGGUCUGGGUGUACCUCAUCGGCGGGUCGGUCAGCCUGCCGGGCAGCGGGAUCCGGCAGCUCUUCGAGGACCGCGUCGCCGAGCUGGGCGACCUCGCGUAUAUGGGCUCUUUUGGCCGGGCGGCGCCGCUGCUGCGCGAGGUGUGGCACCAGACGGCGGCCAUCAAGGGGAGUCCCAGCCUCAGCGCCGACGGGAUGAGCACCCCGGGAUCCAACGCGGGGAGUCAGGCGGAGGCGGUGGUGCAGUAUUCGUACAUCCACUGGCGGGAUGUCAUGCAGAUGAAUGGGUGGGACUUUUUGUUGAUCUGA